GGAUUUACUUACACAAUAAUAAUAUAAUACAUUACACAUAAUAAUAUACCCUCCCUCUUUUAAAACCCUUCUAUAUCAUAUACCUGAUUUAUAAUUAUACACUAUACAUCUUACAUAAAAGAAAAAAAAAACAAUAAUAAUAACAACAAGGGAAAAGAAAAGAAAGGAACCGAACAACUUCAAUUCUUAAUAACCCUCAUGUUUCGACAACAACUGAGUCAUCUAACCAAGCUGACCACCUCAACCCUCAAAUAUGCUUCUACGAACACAGUCACCCUCCUAUCGAUGGCAACAUCGACAGAGGACCCAAUGCCAUCUCAAGCACUCAUUAACUUUUGGAUUCAAGAAACUCAAAGAGGCCUGGAUGCUUUCUUUGAUGAUCAGUUUGAAACUGCCCAGAUUAUUUUUGUCCAACAUGUUACAGAGUCACCAUUCCAUGCUGUCGGGUAUGCGAUGAUUGCCUAUGUCGAGGCCAUGCUUGGAUUUGAACCCGAAAAGAUCGCCAAUGCACUUCAACUCAUUCACACAGCAGAAGCCAUGGCCAGGCAAUUUGGUAAACGAGCAAGACGACGAAGUUGGAAAUCCAAAGGAUCUACUACAGCAGAUGAUCAGGAAUCAUCAAAUUCUAUUUCUGAAUCAUGCAAGGAUUCUGCCCAAAAGAAGAGAUAUUUUUCGAGUCGGAAUGAUCAGCCAAUUGACAUUCAGUAUGUCUUAUUGGAAACAAAUUGCAUGCUAAUGUCGGCCACAAUCCAAUUCUUAAGGAGUAGCUGGAUCGAGUACAUGAAAGCAGCAUACAAGUUAAGAAAGGCCUACAAGAUGUAUGAGCAUUUAUUUGAAACUCUUACUGGCCAAAAAGUACUCGAAUAUGCUGCAAACCUAAAGGGUCUACGACAGCAGAAAUUAGGACCCAAUUUUGUACCUGCACGACGACGUAGUGAUGCACAGGGGACUGAACCAGCCAAUACAGACACAGUAUCCCUUUCAAGUGUCAUGACAACCCCUGCACCACAUUUGUGGACAGAGAAACGUUUUGGAGUAUUCCGACAUCGCAAGUCCAACACUGAUCUUGGCCCAUUGAAUCGGAAAAAAAAGUCAGAAAGCAGCUCAAGGAAGCAAUCAAGUGAUCCAGGCGAGACAGCAAUUGAGAGUGGUAUUUUCUUUGGAAUUGGGUUAUUCAGUCUUAUUUUUUCAUUAUUACCACCCAAAGUCAACAAGAUUCUCAACACACUUGGGUUCCACUCUUCGCGCCCUUUUGCUAUCCAUCUCUUGCAGGAAUCGUAUUAUUCACAGGGCCUCUAUUCUUCCUUAAGCGCACUUACUCUUCUAGCCUAUUACACCAACCUUUCGUUAUUUAUUCAUCCUCAACUACUACCACGAUCAUUUAGUCUCGAAAAUGCACGGAUUAUCCUAAAUGAGAUGAAGGUCCGUUAUACACAAGGCAAGAUUUGGAAACUAUUGGAAGGAAAAUUGUGCAAAAUGGAAGGUAGGACACGUCAAGGUGUCGAGAUAUUGCGAGAUGCCCGACGUCGGCGGCAAGAUCCGGACAUGGAUAGUAAACAUGAUCCGAUGGUUAAUGAAUUGGCUCAAUUACAAGCUUUGGCGGUGUACGAGAUGGGCUGGGGACAAUUAUUCUUGGGAGACUACUUUCAGGCAGCGGAGACAUUCCUUCGUCUGGAGCGAAUGAACAAUUGGUCACGAGCGUUCUAUCACUACAUUGCUACAUGCUGCAUAUUUGCUGACGAAGCAUAUGACAAGGCUGCUACCGAGUUUCUCAAAGUUCCGGCUUUGCUGGAUCGAAAGCGACAGUUGGGAGCGCGUCUAUUACCAAAUGAGAUCUUUGCUGAGCGAAAGAUCAAACGGUGGAAGGAAAAGGUCAGGGAACUCCAGAGCACAGAUACGAAUUUACAGUCGUGCAACUCUUUGGAUGGACAAAUGUUACGUGAGGUCGCGGUCGUUCAUCCACUUUGGGAAUUGAUUUAUUUGUGGAAUGGUACAUCCCAAUUGACAGAUGAAAUUUUGGGAUCAAUGAAGACCCGUUUGAGGUCUACCCUCCUUUGUCCAACUCCGAGUAGCCAAUGUGUACAACCUAGUCCUUCCGAACGAGCAUUCUUGUUGCUUUUACUAGGAGUUGUUGAACGCGAGCUUGGUGAUUUUGAGGCAUCAGCUGAAUUUUUGUUGGCCAGUGUUGCAAUGGAACCUCAGGUGGAAGAAGAUGUCUGGAUUAUACCCUAUGCAAUGUAUGAAAUUGCCGCACUUCGUUGCUUUGAGCCGUUUACACCCACAAGGGCCAAAGAGGCCAGAGAGUGGAUCAGAAGAUCUGAGCAUUUUUUUAGUAAACGGACGACAAACGAGGCUUCUAACUCUAACUCUAAUUCUUCUUCAACCCAUACUCCUCAAGAUCAAGGUGAUGCAGAUUGGGAAAGCAGACUUUAUGUACGGUGUCAGCUUUUGCUUGAAAAAUUGGAUGACAUGGCUGAUACUUGAACAGAAAAACAAAAAAAAACAAAACAAAACAAAACAAAACG
Molecule: messenger RNA, 2525 nt
Organism: Phycomyces blakesleeanus NRRL 1555(-)
Lineage: Eukaryota; Fungi; Mucoromycota; Mucoromycetes; Mucorales; Phycomycetaceae
Exons: 4
Coding region: 199-2484 (761 amino acids)
Cellular component (GO): nucleus; cytosol; mitochondrial outer membrane
Molecular function (GO): protein binding
Source: RefSeq, a predicted model, not a curated record